UAUUUUUGUGAACGCUCCACAUCGUUCUAUGGAAAUAGGGUGUUACAAGGGAAAUUUAAAUAUUAGUCUGGUAACUUUGCAAAUCAGUCGUUCAAUAAAUUUAAUUGUGAUUGCAUCACAGUCAUAUAAUUAAAGCUUUAAUAAUGGCCUUUCGAAACUGGUUCUCACUUCCCGUUCUUAGAGCCGACGACGGAGAAGAGUUAGUGGACCCUCAAGCAGCUCUAAGAGAAAAAUGUCAAUCUAAAGGCCAUAUUGAAUCCUUGUACAAUAAAUACCAAGAAUGCAAUGAUCGAGUGAAUGGGCGAUCCAAGACGACAGAAACAUGCAUGGAGGAAUUAUUUGACUACGUUGCUGAAUUAGAUCAUUGCGUUGCUCACAACCUUUUCUCUAAAUUAAAGUAACUAAGAAUGAUGGCAUCUUUAUCAAUACUUUUGCUUGAAACUUAAAUGCUUAACAAUUUAAACUUAAAUAAACACUUUUUGCUUGAAACUUAAA
Drosophila biarmipes is the source of this 495-nucleotide messenger RNA. RefSeq names its product cytochrome b-c1 complex subunit 6, mitochondrial (gene UQCR-11). Gene Ontology annotation, biological process: mitochondrial electron transport, ubiquinol to cytochrome c. Lineage: Eukaryota; Metazoa; Arthropoda; Insecta; Diptera; Drosophilidae. The record is from RefSeq and is a predicted model, not a curated record. Bases 144 to 401 code for a protein of 85 amino acids. The transcript has 3 exons.